UUUUUUUUCUUUUGGGGGUGGAGGGGGGGGGGGAGUUAUUCGGAAGAUGGCGCCCGUUGUUACGGGGAAGUUUGGUGAGCGACCGCAGCCUCAGCGUUUGACAAGGGAGGCUAUGAGGAAUUACUUGAAGGAGAAGGGUGACCAGACGGUGCUCAUCCUGCACGCCAAAGUCGCACAGAAGUCGUACGGCAAUGAGAAAAGGUUUUUCUGUCCUCCGCCGUGCGUGUACCUGUUGGGCACUGGCUGGCAGAAGAAGCUGGAGAGCAUGGAGAGGGAGGGUUGCACCGAGCAGGACGCUCAGCCGUGUGCGUUCAUUGGGAUUGGCAACAGCGAGCAGGAGAUGCAGCAGCUCAAUCUGGAGGGGAAGCACUUCUGCACGGCCAAGACGCUGUAUAUCAGCGACUCCGAUAAAAGGAAGCACUUCAUGCUGUCUGUGAAGAUGUUGUACGGAAACAGCUCCAACAUAGGAGUCUUCCUCAGCAAGCGGAUCAAGGUCAUCUCCAAGCCGUCCAAGAAGAAACAGUCCUUGAAAAACGCAGAUUUGUGUAUAGCAUCUGGGACGAAGGUGGCCUUGUUUAACCGCCUGCGUUCCCAGACGGUGAGUACCAGGUAUCUGCAUGUGGAGGGGGGCAGUUUUCACGCCAGCUCCCAACAGUGGGGCGCCUUCUACAUCCACCUCCUGGACGAUGAGGAGUCUGAAGGAGAGGAGUUUGCUGUAAGAGACGGCUACAUCCACUACGGCCAGACGGUCAAACUGGUUUGCUCUGUGACCGGCAUGGCCCUGCCCAGACUGGUCAUUCGCAAAGUGGACAAGCAGUCCGCGCUGCUGGAGGCAGACGACCCAGUGUCCCAGCUUCACAAGUGUGCCUUCUACCUGAAAGACACGGACCGGAUGUAUCUCUGUCUCUCGCAGGAGAGGAUCAUCCAGUUCCAGGCCACACCGUGCUCCAAAGAGACUAACAAGGAUAUUGUUAAUGAUGGAGCCUCCUGGACUAUCAUUAGCACUGACAAAGCUGAGUACACCUUCUACGAAGGCAUGGGCCCCGUCCCAACACCAGUCACCCCCGUCCCUGUGGUGGAAAGUCUGCAGUUAAAUGGCGGAGGAGACGUGGCCAUGCUGGAGCUGACGGGACAGAACUUCACCCCUAAACUCAGAGUGUGGUUCGGGGACGUGGAGGCGGACACCUUGUACAGAUGCGGGGAGAUCAUCCUGUGUGUGGUGCCGGACAUCUCUGCCUUCAGGGAGGGGUGGCGCUGGGUGAGGCAGCCGGUCCAGGUCCCCGUCACACUCGUCCGCAACGACGGGAUCAUCUACUCCACCGCCCUGACGUUCACCUACACCCCUGAACCGGGGCCCCGUCCUCACUGCAGCGCUGCCGGGGCCAUUCUGCGGACGCACAGCACCUCUUCAUCAUCGCCAGUGUCUUCAUCCACGCCUUCGUCCUCGCUGGGCGGCCUAGGGGACGGCCACGGGGCUUACGGCAGUAUUGACUCAGGCAUAUCCUCGUCUGCGUCAUCUAUGUCGGUCCUGUCAUAGUAGCGUUAGUUAAAUGUGUGUGUGUGUGUGUGCGUGCAAUGAAUGACUGAGUGUAAAGCUGUUGGCAUGUACUCCAAAGAGGCCCAUGGACCCGGGGAAGAACUGCAAAGAAGCAUUUCAAUGAGGCAACUGUGAAAUCAAGAGAAAUGCUUGAGAGUUGGAAAAAAAAAAGACAAGCUCUGACUUGUGAUAAUUGACCCUUUACUUUAGCGCCCUCUUGUGGACACCUUUGGACAUGUCAUAAUCCCCAAUCUGAGGAACUUGUUUGCCUUGAUCUUCACCUACAACAAAAAAAAAAAACAACCUUGUGUAUGACAUCUUAACUCUCACAGCAAUGACAUUUGUACAAUAACAUUUUUUUUUAUACACUCGAGGGUUUGGAAGCUACUUUUUACUCUGCUUUCUUACUACCAUGGUCAAAUAUUCUUAUUGAAAAACACGUUGAUCUAACGAUUGUGAGCAAGGGAAAUUUUUUUAAGAGUAACAUAGUUUUUAUGGACCAAGGAAUAUUAUUAUAUUAUUUUAUUCAUAUUAUAUUUUAUAAGCUUUUUGCUGAGGUACAUUUUGACAUGGUGUUUUUUUGUAUGAUACUGCAUAGUAACUUCACUUUACCAAAUAGUUUGUGAUGCUGUCAGCUCCUGAAAUGGUGAAGGUGGACAACGACGUCUCCAUAUGUCUCCUCACCUUUUUUUUUUUUUUUAAAUGCCUACUGACUUAAUAGUGAUCAACCUUUUAACAAUGAAAAAAUCUGUCUUUGUUUUUAAGGUGGUGCCUUAGAGAAAAAAGACGGUUAUUUGCGUGCUCCUCGAGGCCACUGACCAGUUUCUUAUUUCACUUCCCGUAAAAGAUCACACUUUUGAUGAGCAUAAGAGAGAACGUGUGAGUUUGGGAGUACGCAUCAGGGCGUUCUGCUUUCUAAUCAGUAUGCUCUUCUUGUGCUAAAACUCAAAUCUGAACUUAAUCAGCCUCUCUUGUGAGCGUAGCUAUGAACGCAGCAGUGUUUCUCUUCCCGAGCAAGUGCCUCCUUUGAACAAAAAAAAAAAAACAUGGGUUUCUGUUCUCCUGGGUGUAUUCGCACAACCCAGAAGACAUUGAAGGAAUGUCAAAGCUGUAAUUCAGAGGGGCUUUGAAGUUUUCUUUUGAUACUGUGCCUAUGUGUUCGGAAGCAGAGCUUUACUACCAUCUUUGCCUUGUAGCGAUUUCUUAGUAAUCCCACCCUGGUAAUGACCGGGGUUGACUUUUUCUGAAGCUGAAGUUUUGUCAAACAUGACCUCUGGCUGCAAAUGUGGUCGGCCGUGAAUGUGUUUUUAGGUCAUACUGUAUGUGAUGAGGUACCAACAUCAGCUCAGAGUAAAAACAAAAAAAAAACAAAAAAAA
Mugil cephalus (flathead mullet) is the source of this 2914-nucleotide messenger RNA. It is a transcript of the gene rbpja, whose product is annotated as recombination signal binding protein for immunoglobulin kappa J region a. The transcript is spliced from 11 exons. The coding region runs from base 47 to 1537 and encodes 496 amino acids. The record is from RefSeq and is a predicted model, not a curated record. Gene Ontology annotation, biological process: regulation of transcription by RNA polymerase II; Notch signaling pathway. Gene Ontology annotation, cellular component: nucleus; MAML1-RBP-Jkappa- ICN1 complex. NCBI's taxonomy places the organism in Eukaryota, Metazoa, Chordata, Actinopteri, Mugiliformes, Mugilidae. Gene Ontology annotation, molecular function: DNA-binding transcription activator activity, RNA polymerase II-specific; RNA polymerase II cis-regulatory region sequence-specific DNA binding.